AAAAAUGCAGAAUAUUCUACUUAUUUUAAUAAUACCUAUUGUUUCUGCUUCUUCCAAUGCUGCAUUAUUGAAUUACAAUGAAAAUUGGAAUAAUAACGAAUUCAUUAGCAGCAUAAAAAAUCCACAUUUGAGGGUAAAAAGAGGCGAACACGAUUUGCUUGAUUUUGGUACUGGAAGCACAUUUCCACCUGAUGCUGAAUUAGAAGAUGAUAAUAAAGAGCCAGAAACUACAGAACAUACUUAUUAUACAAUGACUACACAUACUGACAAUGAAGAAAUUUUUGCUCAAAAUUAUAUUGAUAUUCAAAAAUGGAUUAGUGAAGGUGGAGCUGUUGGACAAACAGAAAAUUCUCAUUUGGAUAAUGCUUAUAGAAAAGCUGCUGGAGUUAAAUUAAAAUUUGAUUUUCCAUUUUAUGGACAUAGAUUACAAAAUUUAACGAUUGCUACAGGCGGAUUUCUUUACGUUGGUGAUCAAACACAUUCUUGGCUAGCUGCUACACAAUAUAUUGCCCCUCUUAUGGCAAAUUUUGAUACAAUGGAGAAUGGAUCAAGCAUUUCUUAUGCAGAUGACGCGAAAAGAGUUGUUGUAGAAUGGCAUGAAGUUACUCUUCGGGAUAAUAGACAAGCUGGCCCAUUUACCUUCCAAGUCCAUCUUUGGCGUAAUGGAAAUAUUACUUUUGUUUAUAAAGAGGUUCCAAUUCCAAUAACAAAUAUAAGCGAUUCCUUUCAUCCUCGCAAAAUGGGAAUUUCUGAUGCCUAUUUAUUUAAUCAUAAAGUUAGCAAUGUUCCACCAGCUCUACAAUCUAGUAAAAGAGUCAUACACGAGUAUCAUCGAAUAACUGUUUCUCCUGACAAAAUAACUUCAAACUCUGUGGUAUUUAUGGAAGCAUUAAAAACCUGUUUGGAUGCUACCACAUGUGAUGAAUGUCAUAAAAUGGCGUUAAAAACAUUUAAAUGUAAUUGGUGUAUACCUAAAGAUGGAGGGGACAAAAAUCAUGGUGGUGAAGAUACUGAUGGAAAUAAUAAUAAACCUUUUUGUUCUGAUCAAAUGGGAAUGCAUAGACGUAGACAAGAAUGGAUUGAAGGGAAUUGUCAAGUCAACGAGGAAAACCAGUAUUGCAAAGCAGAAGACGUUACUUCACCAGAUAAUACCACAAAGGAAGCUAAUACAGCCUCACUUGAUGAAUCACAAACGACUUUGGUUAAUGCUCCAACUGCUGCUACCACUAUUGAAACCAAUACACAAGAUGUUUCACCUUCCCAAAGCCACCAUCAUACCCAACAACAUUCAGACAAUGAAAGUUCAGGUGGAAUAGCAUUUAUCACAUUUUUUGCUUUAAUUGGAAUCUCUACAUCAAUUUGGGUGGCUUAUGCUUAUUUAAAUCCACAUACACGUUCUGGACAACUGCUCAUAAAGUAUCGCCCUUCCAAAUGGCAAAUUCCAUCAAGUCAUGUCCGCUACAGCGCUUCUGUACAUAUGUAA
Molecule: messenger RNA, 1483 nt
Organism: Meloidogyne enterolobii
Lineage: Eukaryota; Metazoa; Nematoda; Chromadorea; Rhabditida; Meloidogynidae
Source: the annotation of a GenBank genome assembly